Molecule: messenger RNA, 3774 nt
Organism: Dioscorea cayenensis subsp. rotundata (Guinea yam)
Lineage: Eukaryota; Viridiplantae; Streptophyta; Magnoliopsida; Dioscoreales; Dioscoreaceae
Product: putative disease resistance protein RGA3
Exons: 4
Coding region: 161-3463 (1100 amino acids)
Biological process (GO): defense response to other organism
Molecular function (GO): protein binding; ADP binding
Source: RefSeq, a predicted model, not a curated record
CUCAUCAGAAACCAAAAUGCAAUUCAUCAGAAAAGAACCAAAGAUAUUAGGAAGUAAAUAAUUCGACAUAAAGAACCAAGAACCAAGCGUUGAUUCUCUCUCUUUCCCUUCUGUUGACAACGCUUUCUCUUCUCUUCUCUCAUAACACUUUGCAUCUAUCAUGGUUUCUGCAACUUUGUCCACCCUUGCAGGAUAUCUUCUUUCACCUUUGCCUGGCAUAUGUUUGGAUAAACUGAUCAAUUAUGUAUUGGAUCAUCUAUCAUCAUCACCAUCACCAUCUUCCCUUGAUGAAGCGGAGAAACAACAACAACUGAAGGAUUCACUGGAAGCCUUGAUAGAUGCCAAGUUGAGUGUCAAGUCAAUGCAUAAUAGAAUCAUGAUAUUGUUUGAAAAAAAUAAGCAAAACGAGAGGGUGAUCGGUUUGCACCACAAACUCAAAGAUGUUGGUUAUGACAUACAAGACUUGGAAUCAGAUAUGAAGAACUUGGAGCUGGAGAGAAUGGUGCAGGAGAUCAACAAGGCUGAUCAAGAAGCUGACACUAAUAGCCAAUCCAGUAGAGGACAAAAGCGCUUGUGGUUUCGUCGGCCAAUUUCAUCAUCAAGUGAUAAAAAACGUCGUCUUUCGAAAUCAGCGCAAUCCUCAAAUGUGUCUACAGAUGAUGACGUUUUGAAAAAGAUUACUAGUAUUAUAAAUCAAAUAAAAGGCAUUAAAUCAAAGCUGGAAGAAGAAACCAUCUUGCACCAAUGGUUAGCCGAGAUCAACUUGAAUGGAGUUUAUGAUCCGUACGAACGAGUCACCACAUCAUCAAUAAAUGAAAGUAAGAUAUAUGGUCGAGAUAACGAAAAAAAACUGCUGAUUGAGUUUUUCAAAGGGCCAAAUGUCAAUGUCAAUGUCAAUAGUAACAUUUCUGUUGCACCAAUAGUUGGGAUGGGUGGUAUCGGCAAAACUACUUUGGCUCAGUUUGUCUACAAAGAAAUAAAAAAUUAUUUCAAUAAUUCGGCUUGGAUAUGUGUAUCAAAUCACUUUGAUAGAUUAAGAAUCACCAAAGAAAUGGUAGAUUCAUUUCGCAUUGGCAAUACUAGCAACUCAAGUGUUCAAUGUAGCAACGCCACCAGCUUGAAUCUUCUUGAGGAAGAACUCAUAAAGCAUUUAGUAGGGAGGAAAUUCUUACUGGUGCUGGAUGAUAUCUGGUCUGAUAAAUGGCAACAACUUCUUGUCCCUCUCCAAUCUGCAGAAGCACAGGCUAUUAAAAUCAUCGUGACUUGUAGACAUCCUACAGUAUUAAGAAGCAUAGACCAAGAAAAUAAAAUUAUUCUGGAAGGUUUUGAUGAUCAAGAGUACUGGCCAUUUUUUCAGAAGUGCGCCUUUGCUGGAAACAAUCCUGACAAUUAUCCAAGAGAAUUGCAUGAUAUAGGAAGGCACAUAGUGGGAAAGCUGAUGGGAUCACCAUUAGCAGCCAAGACAGUGGGAAAGCUUCUAGGACGUGAUCUAACUGAGAAGCAUUGGAAUAAUGUAUUGGAAAAUGAUUUGUGGAAAUUUAAAAGUGAUGCACAUGAUAUUAUGCCUGCACUUGCACUUAGUUACUAUCAUCUGCCUCCUCAUCUUCAGUCAUGCUUUGCUUUUUGUUCGGUGCUUCCUAAUCGUAAUCUUGAUCCUUACUAUGAUAUGGACACAUUGAUUAGCAUGUGGAGAGCUAACGGAUAUCUAUCUGAAAGAAUUAGUUCAGAGACAGUGAAUGAUAUGGGAAAAGAGUACUUUCAUGAACUGCAAGCAAUGUGUUUCUUUGAUGGGCAUGCAGGUUAUACUAAAUUUCUCAAAAUGCAUGACUUAAUACGUGAUUUGUCCCAAUUAGUUUCUCAUGGCGAGACUUGUAUUUAUGAGAGUGGAAGAGAUAAAAAAAUCUCCAAAAAUGUCCGUCAUUUGUGUGUAUAUGAUGGUUCGACUGAUCUUGGGUUUUUAAGCGAAGCUAAUAACUUACGCACCCUUCUGUUAUUACAGGGAGCUAAUGGCAUGUCUACCUUCCUCAACCGUGAAGCAUUCAGCAGAGUCCGAGUGCUAAUAAUCAAUGACAGUAAUAUGCAAGAAUUCCCGGAUGCUAUUCCUUAUUUAAAGCACUUGCAACAUUUGACUUUGUGGAGAAAUAAAAUCAAAUCGAUACCAGAUUCAUUAUGUGGGCUUUAUCAGUUGAGAGUGUUGAAAUUGAUGUGUCCACAGACCCUACCAAGUCAAUUUCAUAACCUCAUAAAUCUUGAAAUAUUGCAUUUGAAGCAAUUAGAUACAUUUGAUCCAGAGGAACUAGAAUAUCAUGUGAAUAGAGAAAGAGGCUUCACGGUUGCGCAAUUGAGAAAUAUGAAUGAACUAAGAGGAGGCCUUUCGAUUCUAUGCAUGGAGAACAUCGCCAACAAGGAAGAAGCAAUGAAAGCCAAAUUGAAGAAAAAACUUCAUAUCAAGAAGUUGCGUUUAUGUUCGAUAGAUAUGGUGGAUGGUUGCGAGCAUGAUGCCCAAGAAGUACUUGAAGGCCUUGAACCUCAUUCUAACUUAGAAGAACUAGAGAUUGAAGGGUACAUGGGUUCCAUAACACCAAGAUGGCUUAUGAAUUUACAGAAACUAUCAAGAAUAUACUUAAACAAUUGCAGAAAACUGGCUCGUCUACCUGCAGCAGUUGGGUUGUUACGCUCCCUUGAGGUACUACGCUUACAUGGCAUUGAGAACUUAGCAAUUGAAUGUGAAUCAUGUGAUGAUCCUGAUUAUGAGAUGUUUCCAUCCUUGUUGUGGCUUGAACUGUACAAAACAACAGUGUCAUUUGAGGGUAUGUCAACAUCAUCAUCAUCGUCUUUAACAACACCAGUACAAUGCAAGUUGUUUCCACGUCUUCAGAACCUCAGUGUAACGGAAUGUGAUGGAGUGAAUGAAUUUCCCUGGCACUUAUGUUCAACUCCAAAGCAGCUAGAGAUAAUAAAUAGUCCCGGCUUCCAUGGCCUCUUUUCUCUUACUCAGUUGCAAUUGAGUGGGCCAAAUAUUAAAACUUUUCCUGCAGAGGUGAUGUCCACACUGCAUGCACUAGAGGAAAUACUUCUUGAAGAUUGCAAUGAGCUCUUGUCGGUGGAGGGUUUACAAGCCCUCCCCUCUUUGAGAAAAUUGUCUAUUUAUAACUGCCAUGAAUUCAGAUACUUGUGUAUGGAGGAGAUGACAAAGCUGCAUGAAUUAGAUAUAAAGUCUUGUCAUGAUCUGGAAUCUCUGCCUGCUUGGUUGCAUCGUCUGCCUUCACUGAAGCAUUUAAAUAUUCGAUAUUGCCCAAAGUUCCAUUCUCUACCAAAAGACGGCCUCCCUUCCUCACUUGAAGCAUUGGAAUUCAUAGAUUGUGAUCCAGGCUUAAUGAAACGGUGCCAAGAAGAGCUGUCUCCAGAAUGGCAAAUGAUUAAGCACAUCCCUAAACAAAAUUAUAUUUCUGAUGAUUUCUGAGUGAAUUCAUUUUGAGAAUAAUCAUCUCUAGAGUGAAGCAGAAUUCAAGUUUUCUCCAACAAGUGCUGAAUACCUAGCUCUCUUUGACAUGCUGCUCUGACUUGAAUUAAUAGCAUUAAUUAUCUAAUCACUCUUGGGAGAUUGGAGGCAAAAAGUUAUUGCAUCACCCUUUAGCUGGAGCAUUCAAGGUUUCAUAACACAGAUCUGAGAAGAAAUGUGGAUGAACUUUUCAUGAUUGUCAUAUAUAUUAUUAUGGUUGCUUCUCUUUCUUGUAGUUAAUUCCAGUACUAAAUAAACAAAGGUAUUUUCUC